Cynoglossus semilaevis (tongue sole) is the source of this 5093-nucleotide messenger RNA. RefSeq names its product neural cell adhesion molecule 2 (gene ncam2a). Gene Ontology annotation, molecular function: protein binding. Gene Ontology annotation, cellular component: membrane. The transcript is spliced from 18 exons. Gene Ontology annotation, biological process: cell-cell adhesion. Bases 456 to 2939 code for a protein of 827 amino acids. The record is from RefSeq and is a predicted model, not a curated record. NCBI's taxonomy places the organism in Eukaryota, Metazoa, Chordata, Actinopteri, Pleuronectiformes, Cynoglossidae.
GAGGUGCGGGAGCCAGCAACAAGAGCGUAACAGGACAUCGACAGUCAGUCCCUCCUUUUCCUCCUCCUCCCGUUCUGCUUUUCCAUCCCUCCACCCAAUCUCCACUCACCGUGGUCAUUCUCAGAAGAGUUGUCGCCUGACUAGUGACAUGUGGAUGCGUGUAAUGGAGAUGGAUGGUUGCUGGCUCUGCCACACCAUGGAACAGGCCGACUCUCCCUUAACGCCUGUCUGCCGUCCUCCAUCUGUCUCCCCGUGACAGCAGCUCAACCCCCAGAAGAGAGCCCAGGCUGAAUGUCGACCUGAUCAGUACAGAGUUCGUUUCCUUCCAGUGGUGAGACGGGCAGACCCUUGAGCAGGCACUGUGUGAACGAGCACAUGUCGGUGGCGCGCGAAUCGGAAGGGAGGGAAGGAAGGAGUCGAGACGAACCAGUCGCCAGCGGAGCUAUAGACAGCGGAUGAACCGAGCUAUUCGUUUGGCACCGUUCUAUUUCCCCCCAGCAGCUGUAAGCAGCGCCCGUCGUCCCGGAGCGUGUCCGACAAUGAUGCUCACAUUCGUCCAUUUCCUAGGAAUGCUGGUUUGCGGCAGUCAAGCUGCCCUGCAGGUGUCAAUAUCUCUUAGCAAAGUGGAACUAAGUGUUGGAGAGUCCAAGUUUUUCAUCUGCACAGCUAUUGGAGAAACACUGAGGCUUGAGUGGUACAAUCCCCAAGGAGAGCGCAUCGUCACCUCCAGAAGGAUUGCACUUCACACAGAAUCAUCGCGAUCAAGGCUAAUCAUUUACAACGCCAUAAUCGAGGAUGCAGGCAUCUACCGCUGCGUGGCCACCGACACCAAGGGUGAGAGCAAGGAGGCUUCAGUGGUGCUGGAGAUCUACCAGAAGCUGAUGUUCAGGGACAUCCAGUCACCACAGGAGUUCCGACAAGGCGAGAUGGCCGAGGUGGUGUGUGAUGUCAUCAGCUCACCGGUGCCUGUGGUGGUGUGGUACUACCAGGAGAGGGAAAUCACAGAGGAGCAACACAGCAAAUACCAGCUGCUGGAGAACAACAACCUACAGAUCCAGUAUGUGACCAAGGCAGAUGAGGGUGUGUACCGCUGUGAGGCCAGCGUGGAGGCCCGUGGGGAAAUCGACUUUGUGGACAUUGCUGUGUUGGUCAACGUCCCACCAGUGUUGACAGUGUACCAGCAGUCCUUCAACGCCACAGCUGACUACCAGGAAUCUGUCACCUUCACUUGUAUUACCUCUGGAUCGCCUGACCCCGUCGUGACAUGGCACAGGAAAGAACAGCAGUUGGAGCCUUCAGAGCAGUAUAUUUUCAACAGGCUGGAAGGUGGACACCACACUCUGACCAUUCACAACAUCCGGCAAGGUGAUGGAGGCAUUUACUUGUGCAGGGCCACUAACAAAGCUGGAUCUCAGGAGCGUGAACUCUUCCUCAAGGUGUUUGUCCAGCCUCAUAUCACACAGCUGAAAAACGUGACAGCCGUGGAGGGCAGUGCCACUAUGAUCUCCUGUGUGGCUGAAGGGGAGCCGCUGCCUGACAUUUCCUGGAGAAGAGCCAGUGAUGGUCAGACCUUUGUGGAUGUGGACAAGAGGCUAGACAGUCGUUUUGAAGUCCGUGGUCGACACGGCAAGUCUGUGUUGACCAUUAGUCGAGUGAUGCUCAGUGACCUCGGACGCUUUGACUGUGAAGCGCAAAGCAGGAUAGGAGGUCAUCAGAAAAGCAUGUUCCUUGACAUUGAAUAUAUACCAAAGUUCCUGACCAAUCAAACUGUCUACUACUCAUGGGAGGGAAAUCCAGUCAACAUCAGCUGUGACGUGACCUCCAACCCUCCUGCCACCAUGCUGUGGAGGAGAGAGCCCUUCACCAUCUCUGCAGACGGGACAGCCAAUAUGCGUGUGUACAGUGCAGUUGGCAAGUCAGUGUUGGAGGUGACUCCAAUGUCUGACAGAGACUUCGGCCACUACAACUGCACAGCGAGAAACAACAUUGGUGUUCGAUACCAGGACUUCAUCCUGGCUCAGGCAGAUGUACCAUCAAAUCCAUACUCGGUGCAUCUGUCAGCCGUGUCCCAGCGUUUGGCAACUGUCACGUUCAUGAAGCCUGAUCUGCAUGGUGGUGUACCCAUCAGCUAUUAUCUGGUCCAGUACAAGGAGCUCAGCUCACCAGAUUGGCGGGACAUCAAGUCACACAGUGUCCAAACAACGGUUGUGCUAACUGGACUGGAGCCCAACACCACCUAUGAGGUUCGGGUGGCGGCUGUCAAUGGAAAAGGUCAAGGGGAGUUCAGUAACUUGGAGACCUUUCAGACUUUGCCCAUCCGGGAGCCAAGUCCACCGGCAGUCCACGGCCAAAGGGGAAUGGGCAAAACCUACAGGUUGGGGCUGGUGAAGCAGGAUGACGGAGGGAUGCCCAUUGUAGAAUACAUAGUCAAGUACAAGACUGAUAAAGAGGAACAGUGGAUGACCAAGCUAGUGCCUGGAGCAAAUGAUUUUGCAAUGCUGCAGCCGCUGCAGUGGAACACCAGAUAUGAAGUGGAAAUCACAGCACGCAAUGUCAAGGGCCUGUCAGAGCCGACCUUCUAUCAGUUCUUCAUGCCACAGGAACCUGACAUCACAGCAGAAUCCCUCUUCAAUGGCCUUGGCCUCGGGGCAGUUGUUGGUCUUGGAUUUGGAGCGCUCCUACUUUUCCUCAUCUUGGUUGACAUAAGCUGUUUCUUCCUGCGUCACUGUGGCCUGCUGAUGUGCAUCACGCGCUUUCUGUGCAGCAAGAAAACCGCCACCGGGGGCAAGGGCAAGGAAAUAGAGGAGGGCAAGGCUGCCUAUUUGAAGCUGCCACUGAAGGAAGAAAAUGGAAAAGAGUCUCUCAAGCCAGAUACGAUUGAAAUCAAGGUGCACAGGGACAACAGCAUCCACAAAAAGACUGAUAACAGCAGGGCGUAGGGGAGGGGGGUCAGUUCCCAUGCUACUAAAAGAACAUUCGGAUCACAAGACCAAAACCCUGAGAGUCUAAAACACUGGGAAAAAAAGAUUGACUAAAACAUAUCUGUUUCUAACGAUGCCCCAGAGAAAGGCAUGUGUAAAUAAAAAUAAAGAGUGAAAACACAGAGGGAAAAGGGAGUUUGCUGAGCGAUAAAUGUACAUUGUUUGUGCUCACGUGCCAUAAAUGAUAAAUGCAGUUUGUUGUUGCUUUUAUUACUAUCAUUUUAGUGUUGUUGUUUUUUUUUAUUCUUCAAUGCUUUAUGGGACACAAGAAAUGUUGAAAAAUGGUACCAGCCCACAGGUUAGGCAGUCAUGUAUUAAUCUCCAGUUCCCCUAAAGCCCAAACCAAGCCAAGGUAUCCAGCCAAUGAGCAGAACAUGCUGUAGCAGUGUCAUCUAUACCAGCUAGCUUCAACAGAGAGAAAAAAAAAAACACCAAAGACCUGAAUUCUAUGUUACUUACUCCAAACUAUUAAGACCAUUUUGACCUGUUCUGUCAAUAUAUUCAUCUAAAAAGCAGCAAAGACUGGAUCUCCAGGAAAAGAAUCAAAUGAUCUCAAUGAUUUCAAAUGAAAUAUUGAAACAUCUUCUGAAGUAGUUUUGGAUCAUCUGUGGCACCGAUGAUCAGAAACUACUUAACAAACGUUUUUUUGGGUGUAAUGUGCAAUAUAGAAAUCUACACAUUUAUGCUGAAAAAUGUUGUUAAAAAUCAUCUGAACUGAAGACAAAACGACUAAGAAUCUCUCACCUGUUGUGUCAUUUUUUUGAUGAUAUACAAUUUUCUUGUGUGUAUCUGUGUGACUUUGAGGUUAAUAUACCUUAAUAUUCAAAAGGCUCUCUUUAUGAACGCUUCUCGGAUGAAACCUUUUUGUUUUAAAAAUGAAAUGAUAAUGUAACAAUGUGUUUUACAGUCGUGCCCAGUAGAAAAUCCGUUUCCCAGAGCUGUUUGGUUUUUAUAGCAGGCAGUCAGUGUGCCUCUUCUUUUUACCCCCCGCCCCUCCCUCGUCCCCCCGACCGUCCUGCUGACUCAUCGUCAUUGCAUUAAUGGUGACUUUAAGUAAAGACUAUUAUGGUGAUUCUGUGAAUUCCUAAAAUUGUAGUCAACUACACUGAACAAAUACUGUACAACUACCUAGUGUGACUGUAAGUGGUUACACAACUAUGGUUUUAGUGUCAUCAAAUGUAUAUCUUUACAUGAAUGCUCCAUAAAUGAGAGGCAUCUCUGUGUUGAACAUGUCUUCAUCUGGUGUGUAUUAAUACGUGUGUGUGUGUGUGCCUAAGUUAAUUUAUUUUAAGUGUGAACCUACUUAUCAAAACAAAACAAUGAAAAUAACACUGGCAUUUGAAGGUAGCAAUACAUGCUGCUAUUUCUUUUCUUUUUUUUACUUCUUUGUGAAUUCUCCUGACUAUUGAUGAGAGUUAAUUUUUAGUAAUACGCUGCUCUGCUGGUCUGAUUAUGUUUGUGACUGCACAGCAGACAUCAGUAUCCAAGGUAAAUGGAUCUCCCUCGGAGUGUGGAGUUGGCAAAAGCUCUCUCGCAGAGUUUUGGAGCACACACUCCUGUAGGUAAAACCUAAUUAUGUUGUUCUCGACAGUGAUUAAUUCCCUUGGUGCCCAAAUCAGCGCUAUGCCCACUGCCUCUGCAGUCUGCCUACCCACUGCUCGCUCCUCCCGAGAAUCCGUUUUUGUCAUUCCUUUAGUGCUGCCUUUGUUUUCCUUUACCUGCAUCUCUCACGUUGGUGACGGUGCCGUGGUUUGGCUCAGCAGCCUUUUCUAACGAAUGUAAAUAUGGGAGAACAGUGCCUGGUGGCUCUAUGAUUUCUAAAUCUUCUGUAUUUGAAUAUGAUAAUUCCUCUCCCUCUUUCUUUGCAUCUGUCCUUUUCGUCUCCUCUGACCUGCCUUCUUUGUGGGGGGGAUACAACAGGUGUGUUUGAGCUCAGUGUACAGUAUAUGUAUCCGCUCAGUCCCCCUGCUCAUUGUUUACCCAGAACUGUCUUCUGCUGACUUUGUUUGGUGCAGGAGGUGGGAAGUAUUAAUGUCUCUCUGUAUGUACCUGUGAAACACAAGUGACUCCUGUCAUUUGCCAGUGUAAAUAAACAUAUCCUGGUGGAAGAGA